AUGUCUGAUAUUGAUGACGAUGAUUCUGAUGAAACAAUAAGAGAACUGUAUGAAAAAUUUAAUGUUUCAACUCAAGUAACAAGUGGUGAUUUAAUGGUUCCAUUUAUUUCUUUAAUUAACUCACCUAAACAUUUAAAUACUAUGACUGGAAUACCUUCAUUCAAUUUAUUGAAUAAAAUUGAGGAAUUGUAUCGUUUAGAGUUUCCGGAUAAGCGUUUUCAUAAUAUAAGUUACAAAGAAAGAAUUGUCAUGGUAUUUAUGAAAUUGAAACAAGAUUUAUCUUUCAUAGUGUUAUCAAUAUUAUUCAAAAAUGUUUCACCUGAGUCUUGCAGAACAAUUUAUGCAUCAAUUAUACCUUCACUAGCUAUGCUUUUAAACAGUGUGAUAUAUUGGCCAUCAAAACAAGAAAUUUCCUCUGACAUUCCAUAUUGCUUUGAAAAUUUCAACAAAACUAGAGUAGUUAUAGACUGCACAGAGAUUUCAUUGCAAAAAAACCCAAAUGCUUGA
Macrosiphum euphorbiae (potato aphid) is the source of this 507-nucleotide messenger RNA. Lineage: Eukaryota; Metazoa; Arthropoda; Insecta; Hemiptera; Aphididae. The record is from the annotation of a GenBank genome assembly.